Myodes glareolus (Bank vole) is the source of this 499-nucleotide messenger RNA. Lineage: Eukaryota; Metazoa; Chordata; Mammalia; Rodentia; Cricetidae. The record is from RefSeq and is a predicted model, not a curated record.
UUCUUGGGUGGCCAGGGCGGUGUUGGUUCCGCGCGUGACCACCCACAGCUAUGGCCGUGGCAGGGGCUGCUUUCCGCCGCCUAGGUGCCUUGUCCGGAGCUGGGGCCUUGGGUUUGGCCACCUACGGGGCACACGGCGCCCAAUUUCCGGAUGCCUACGGGAAGGAGCUCUUUGACAAGGCCAACAAGCACCACUUUUUGCACAGCCUGGCCCUGUUAGGGGUGCCCUAUUGCAGAAAACCCCUCUGGGCAGGAUUGCUGCUAGCUUCUGGAACUACCUUAUUCUGUACCAGCUUUUACUACCAGGCUCUGAGUGGAGACACUAGCAUCCAAACUGCGGGUCCUGUUGGAGGGAGCCUGCUGAUCUUGGGCUGGCUUGCCUUGGCUUUUUGAGGUCUCCUGUUUAGUUGUCCUGUCCUGGACUUUCUGUAUAACUGAGGGUGGAGGAGGGUAAAGCAGAAAAGAAAUUAAAAGAAAAUGGCAAUAAAGAAAUAAAGAAC